AUGACGACGAGUCAUUUUUAUAUUCAAUUUUUAUUUUUGUUAAUAUACAGUGCACAUUCUAAUAGCGUGACUUAUCAAGAUAGACCAAAAAUUAAGACAUCAGAUGGUGACCUUAUUAUUGAAUCGGCUCACGAUAGAAAUAUUUACAUAAAACCAAAUGGACCCAAAUCAAAAGUUUUCGUUGGGAACGUCAAUAUCAUCGACGUAAAUACUACUACUGAGAAUUCUUUAUUGCCUCCUGACUACAACAGUGGGCGGAGUUCUAGAGAAGAUAUUGCAGAUAUUAUAAGAAGAAUAGAAAGACUAGAAAGUGCAAGUACUCAACCAAGUAAUCAACUCGUAAACAUAACUUACCUGACUAGAAGAAUAAAUACAUUAAGUUUUAAAGUGCGCACAUUGCAAUCUCUGAUUAAUAGUAGAGGCAAGGAUGAAUGUCAGUCACAUCCUUGUGAAAACGGCGGUACUUGCUUAAAUCUAGUCAAUGGCUUUUACUGCAUAUGCCCACAUAAUUGGAAGGGAGUAGGCUGUAAUGAAGAUGUUAACGAAUGUAAAAUGUAUGCUGGAACAGAUCUAGGGUGUCAAAAUGGUGCAACGUGCAUUAAUACACCGGGCUCAUAUGAGUGUAUUUGUAAACCAGGAUGGUUUGGACUUCACUGCACAAGAAAAGAAAAAAAUUGUACAGGAAACGAUUAUGAAAUUUGUGGACAUGGCACGUGCUUGCAGGUAAACACAGGAGUAGGCAUAAAAUGUUUAUGUGAACAGGGAUGGACCACGAACGACACGAGUAUUGCUUGCCUAACCGAUGUAAAUGAGUGUACAUCAUCUCAAGGACCAAGGUGCUCAGUAAAUCCACCUGUUGACUGUAUCAAUAUCCCUGGAUCAUUUGUAUGCGGACGUUGUCCAUCAGGAUACGAAGGAGAUGGUUUUAUUUGUCGCGAUAUAGAUGAAUGCCUCACAUUACCAAAUGGCGGAUGUAGUUUGAGUCCAAAGGUUUCUUGUUAUAAUACUAUUGGCUCACGAAUAUGUGGCUCUUGUCCACCGGGAUAUGAAGGAGAUGGAAUGACGUGUACUUGGAGAGGCUCAUGUCGUAUUAAUGGUGGUGGCUGUCACCCAUCAGCUCAGUGUAUUGAAACUCCUGGAUUUGGUGGACAAGUAGUACAAUGUAUAUGUCCAAUAGGCAUGGCAGGAGAUGGUGUAGAACGGACGGAAGAUCGACGAGGGGUUAUAGGUGUGAAUGUACUGCUCUUUAUACUGGUGAUUUAUGUCAACUACGUACUGAAUCGUGUGGGGGGAGUUCUUGAUGCUAAAGAAGGCAGUAUAAUUUAUCCACCAACAAACACGACAUAUAAGCCAAAUGCACGAUGUGCAUGGGUGAUUCAUACUGCACCAGAUAAAGUACUCAAUGUGACAUUUAGUAAAUUUAACUUGGAACACCAUGCUGAUUGCUACUACGAUUUUGUUCAAAUCCAUGACGGCAGAAGUUCAGCAAGCCAGCUGAUUGGUCGAUUUUGUGGCAGAGAUUUACCAAAUGGUGGAAAUAUUGUAUCAAGUCACAAUAAUUUGUAUUUUUGGUUUCGGUCUGAUCAAACAAUAUCAGGAGAAGGAUUUGCACUACACUGGAAAAGUAUUGAUCCCAUUUGUGGAGCAUUCGUUGACGCAACGACACAUGGCCGCAUAAAUUCACCAGGAUCCCCUGGAAAAUAUCCACCGAAUCGAGAUUGCUACUGGCGUUUAAUAACUAAUUUAGGUAAGAGAAUUCAAUUACAUUUCUUUCAGUUAGACUUAGAAACACAUCCAAAUUGUAGUUUUGAUUAUCUUGCUAUUUACGAUGGCUUACGUAAAACCGAUCCAUUACUGAGCAAAUUUUGUAACUCUACCCAACCUGCACCAAUUCUGUCGGCUGGCCCAGAAAUAUUAAUUCAUUUUCAUUCUGAUGCUUACGGUUCCGGGAAAGGCUUUCAAAUAACUUAUGCACCUGCUGAAGGUGUGCCGGGUUGCGGUGGGUUUUAUACCUCAGAUAAAGGUGAACUUAUUUCACCCGUAUACAAUGAAAAAUACCUUAAUAAUCUUCUUUGCGAUUAUAAGAUACAAACAAAUCCAGAAACGAAAAUUCGACUUACAUUUAAAUCGUUUAACUUAGAGAGAUCUUUUAGAUGUCGAUACGACUAUCUUGUUAUUUAUGAUGGACCUAAUGAAAAUUCGAGACUAGUAGGUAAAUUCUGUGGGGCCAAUGUUCCGAAAACUAUCACUUCCACGUCUAAUACUCUAUUUUUCCGAUUCAAGUCAGAUCAAAGUAUAUCAUCUGGUGGAUUUCACAUUGCCUAUGAAUCCGUUUGUCAUAAAACCAUAAUGGGAGACAGCGGGAUUGUCAAGUCUCCGGGCUAUCCUUUCAAAUAUCCAAAAAAUACAGUCUGUGAAUACGUUAUAGGUACUUCCCCUGGUAAAAUAAUAGAGUUAACUUUUCAGGACUUUGAUAUUGAGGAUAACCGAAUUUAUAAUUGUCAGUAUGAUUUCGUUGAGGUUCGUGACGGACCAAAUGCUAAUUCCACUUUGCUUGGAAAGUAUUGUGGGGGUUCAGAUCAUAUACCGCCAACACAGACGUCUUCGUUCAACUAUCUGUAUCUUGGUUUUCAUUCAGAUAUGAGUAUAUCUGGGACAGGUUUUUACGCAAAUUAUACGACUCUAGACACCGAAUGCGGUGGUAUUUUCAGAGAAACAACGGGUCUCAUUAACCACCCAGCUGCUGAAAAACAGUUUUAUCGCAAUGAUCAGUCCUGUACGUGGCUUUUGAUUGCGCCAGAAGGCAUGCAUAUUAAACUAACUUGGAAUAGAUUUAAUACUGAAAAACAUAUAUAUUGUGAAAGCGAUUAUGUUGAAUUAUUAGAAUUCGAUGAAAAUAAUGAAAACAGCACUUUAGGUAAAUACUGUGGAAAUUCACAACCCCCUGCGAUAACGACUUCAUCGAAUAGGCUAUUAAUAAAAUUUCGAUCUGAUAGUAGUCUGACAGGAAAAGGGUUUUCAGUUUCAUAUGCAUUUUUAGAUGAGAAACUUCAUUGCGGUGGGGUGUAUAUUAAAACGCACGGAUAUAUUUAUUCUCCGGGUUGGCCAGCAAAUUACGAACCUAACAGAGAUUGCACAUGGACUAUAACUGUACCUGUAGGACAGCAGAUAGCUUUAAAUAUUUCAGAAUUUGACUUAGAAAUGCCUAUCCGAGAUAAAUGCGACAUGGGAGACUAUUUAGAAAUAAGAGAUGGAGGGUCUCAAAGUGCACCAUUAAUGGGAAAACUUUGUGGAUCUUUCAAAUCAAAGCGUAUUGUUUCUACAGCUCAUAAUUUGUAUAUUCGCUUUCACUCUGAUUUUUAUCUAUCUGGAAAAGGGUUUAAGUUAGAAUGGGACGGAACCAUACGAGGUUGCGGUGGUAAACUUACGAGUGUUACUGGAUCAAUCUCAUCUCCUAACUAUCCUCAAAAUUAUAAUGACAAUGCUGAAUGUUUCUAUAAAAUUGUUACUAGUAGUGGGUCUCGUAUACGAAUUAGUUUUAUAGAAGUAGACCUGGAGUCAACAGCUAAUUGCAGGGAUGACUACGUAGAAAUAUAUGAUGGCCGUGACGUUUAUGCCCCAAGUUUGGGAAAAUACUGCACAGAAAAUAGUAAUCAUACCAAUAUUCAAACCACAAGUAAUCAUGCUUUUAUAAAAUUCCGAUCAGAUAUUUUUGUUGGUGGAAAAGGCUUUUUACUUAAUUAUGAAACAAUUUGCAAUACUAAUAUUACUAGCGGUAGUUACGGAGUUAUAGAGAGCCCUGGAUAUCCUAGCAAUUAUCCUUUGAACUUAGAUUGUUUGUGGACAGUCGUUGUUGGAAAAGGAAAUAGAAUAAAUGUUACAUUUACGAACUUUGACAUAUUUACAAGUCAGUCAUACAGCCCAUGGUUAAGAUAUCAUAUUAUGACCAGAAGGCCUUCUUUUGUAUCAAAUCCUUAUUAUAGAAGUACCACUCAGUGUACUUUUGACUAUUUACAAUUUAAAGAAGUAAACGAAGAAAACUUUUCUAAUAAAUACUGCGGUAGAAGUUUGCCACCUUCGUUGACGACUCACGGUAACACGUUACAAAUAAAAUUUGUCACUGCUUUUUAUAACGCAGGUAAAGGAUUCAGACUCGAAUGGGUUAAAGAUGGAUGUGGAGCAUAUCUUAAAAAAAGUUUUGGUUCAUUUCAGUUAGUCAAAAAUAUAAUAGGUUCUGACACUGAGUUAGAAUGUGAAUGGUUAAUAGAAACACCACCAGGCACCAAGGUUACUGUCGGAUUUGACGAUAUAUUACUAAAAGAAACAGCGAACUGUACUGUUGAUGCUAUUGAAAUGUAUAAUGGACAAAGUAGUAAAUCUCAUCUACUCGCAAAACUUUGUCAUCGAGGAACUAAUGCUAUUCAAUCAAGCAGUAAUUUUAUGAUGAUAAAAUUAAUUAAAAAGUCAACUUUAAGAAGUAUAUACGUUUCAGCUCAUUUUGAUUCUUUUACUUCAGGGUGCGGUGGUCAUAUGGUUGCUCGUUCAGGUAUACUGCAUUCAGAGAAUUAUCCUAGAAAUUACAAUGAUAACUCAGAUUGCUUUUGGUAUAUAUCUGUACCAAAUAAUCACAGAAUAGAACUAAACAUUUUAGACCUUGAUCUUUAUUCGAAUGACGAUGGUGACGAUAGCUGUGGAGAUUCCAUAAAAAUAUAUGAAGCCACAUAUAUAUGGAAUUCUAACUAUACAAAUCGUAUUUGUCCAGGGUCUAACACGUCUCAGAUCAUAACCAACGGUCCCAAUAUGGUAGUCGAGUUUACCACAGACAGCUACGGAACCGCGAAGGGUUUUAAGGCUAAUUAUACAGCGACUUGUGGAGCUGUCAUAGAGGCUACAUACGAUGGCACCAUAACUAACGAUAAGUACGUUACCCAAGCCUUUAAAAAUUGUACGUGGGUUAUAUUAGCACCCGAUUUAAGUCAAAGAAUUAAACUUACAAUAGAACACAUAUCGAUACCUCGCAACGUAGACGUUGUGUCAAAUAAAAACUGUCCAGGUUCAUUUCUAAUAAUAUUUGAUGGCAACGAUAUCUACUCUCCAAUCCUUGGAGAGUACUGUGGCCACAAAGUACCUCCCAUGAUAAUAAGUUAUGGCAGUGCACUAACUAUCAUGCAUGGAACGUAUGCGGAUGUGCCAAAUGGCUACUUUACUGCACACUAUUCAACUUUAUCCAAUGCAUGUGGUGGCACAUUAACAUCAGAAGAAGGUUUAAUAGCAUCUCCAAAUUAUCCGCUUUCUUAUCCACUUGGAAUCGACUGUGAAUGGACUUUACAAUCGUCUGUUGGAAAUGGAAUGUAUGUUACAUUUGAAACGUUUGAUUUAGCUUUUUCGGAUCGUUGCAACGAAGAUUAUUUAGAGAUACGCGAAAAAGAUGGCGCAGGAAAAUUAUUAGGCUUAUAUUGCGGUAAUGAUAUACCGCUCAAUAACACUAGUGGUUCAAUGCUGUAUAUAAAGUUUCAUAGUGAUGAUCAUGAAGCUAGAUCGGGAUUUUUAGCUCAUUUUGGAAUUCUUCAUGAAAAUGUGAUAUCUGGGAAAAACUUUGGAGACAUAUCUUCCCCGCUUUACCCUCACCCAUAUGAAAGGGUUGGUACAUUUACUUGGCGAAUAAUCUCUAGUGGGACAAAAAGUCUCAAUCUAAUAAUAGAUGAAUUAGUUUUAGUUCAAAAGCAGGAGGAGUUUUGUAAUAGUAAACUUAUCGUAUAUGAUGGUUAUGACGAAGAAAGUCCAAUUUUAGAAGAAUUGUGCGGUAUCAUUAGAAACGAAGACAAAAUUUUAAAAACGCGUAGCUCAAUUAUUUAUCUUAAAUUCGUUGUGAAUGAGCCCGAAAUAGGUGCAAUAUUCCACUUGAAAUGGUCGGAGUCUGAUUCUGACACAACGGAGCUAAAACGAAAUUGUGGUUUCAAUCAAACCAAGAUUGUAACUUCAGGUCAGACCAGUUAUUUCCACUCUCCCAAAUAUCCAGAAGAGUAUGGAAAUGAUUUAAAGUGUGAGUGGUUAUUUGAAGCUACAGAGGGUCACCAUUUGCAAUUGAGGUUUACAGAUUUUAAAAUCGAAGAAACUAGUGGUUGCUAUGCUGAUCACGUAUCCAUAUAUUCUAGGAAUACCAACGAAGAAUGGUCAAUAAUAAAGGAAAAAAAAUGUCUUUGGGAAGAUGUUAAGGGUAAAUUUGAUGUUUCACAAAUGCUCAAGGUUAUAUUUGAAACCGAUAUUUCAUCAGGACAUAAAGGUUUUUCUGCAUCCGUUACAUCACAAUGCGGUGGGGUUCUCUUAAAAGAAUCUGGUGUGAUAGAGCUUACAAAGCAGGACCGAGCUAAAAUACUGGAUAAUAACAUUCGAUGCAACUGGACAGUGCACGUUCGACCAGGGCGUACUGUUAAGUUAUUUUUUGAACACUUUAAUAUAACUAAUUCUAAUGAAUGUAAUGAAUAUGUGAUGAUCAGAAAUGGUGAAAGCUACCAAUCUCCAUUAUUAGGUAUUGGAAAAUAUUGUGGGUAUUCACAUGAAAGCAGGGAAGUUUUAGAGUCAUCGAGUAGUACCGUAUAUGUAAGUUACGUACUCAACCGUAAUCUCAUUAAUAUUGACGGGUCUAGUUUUCACAACUUUAAGUUACGAUAUGAGGAAAAAAAUAUAGAAUGUGGCAUAACAUCGACUUUAGACAGUGAUCACAAAUGGGAAAUCAUAUCAUCUCCAAAUUACCCAUCUGUACCAAUGCCUUAUUCCGAAUGCAUUUGGGUAUUCACUGGACCACCGGGAGAAAUAUUAAGAGUUGAUUUUAUUGAUAGAUUUGAUGUCGAUAAAGUAGGUGAAUGCAAAGACGAAUCAAUAGAAUUACAUAAUGGAGGAUCAGCAUUAGCCCCACUUCUUGGAGUUUAUUGUGGUCAAAAACCGGGAACUAUAAAAAGUAGCAGCAAUGCCGUUUAUAUUAAAUUUACAACUAGACUAGCAGAACCGAGGAAUGGCUUUAAGGCAAAUAUAUCUGUCGAUGUAUGUGGCGGGACUAUUGUCGCAGAAUCAGGUGAACUAACUUCUCCUGGUUAUCCUCAUAUGUUAACUUUGCCAAGUGGAACCGUUUGUCAGUGGCAAAUUAUUUCUCCCCUCAAACAUUCAAUUAAGCUUUUCAUGGUCGAUUUAAAUUUACCAGAACCCAAAGAUUUAUGCAAAACAAAUAUUACAUUUACAGAAAUAAUACCAGGAAAUAAAACAGCCGUGAAAUUAAAAGAAUUCUGCAGUGAUAUUUAUGAAAAUGUUAAUUCUGUAGUUGAAACAUCUACAAAUGAAGUAACAGUAACAUUGUUUAUUGGAAAUCCUAGUGAGUAUAAUCAAAUAUCAGAAUAUAGAGGAUUCAAAUUAACAUUCAAUUCAUCUCGACCUACUUGCGGUGGAAAGGUAACACAAUCUGAAGGGUACAUAACCACACCUGGUUAUCCACGUGGCACUGUAUUGCGAUAUUGUCAAUGGAUUAUUACAGUUCCAGACCGAACGAGGAGAAUUAAAUUGGAAAUAAUGGACUAUAAUGACCAUGAAAGGAUAGGAAUUUAUAAUGAUGCAACUUUUGAGUCUCUCAUCGACUUGUAUCUCGGCAAGAAUGGCAGUCAGACCCCACUUGUUUAUGAAUCAACUGGCAAUACUAUUGCUAUAUACUUACUGAUUAAAACGGGUUCAGUUCCUCAUGAUAUGCAACGAUUUAAAGCGAAAUUUAGUUCAAACGAACCUGCAUUAUGUGGAGAUACUAUUGCAGGCGACAAUGGUGUGAUUAUAGCCCCUGAUUUGGAACGUUCAUAUAUCUGUAAGUGGACAUACAAUAUAGGUCAAAAUAAGAACAACACAGUUAAUUAUAACACAAUGCUCCUAACGAUUAGAGACAUCUCUUCUAUGGAUUCAAAAUGUUAUUAUUCACAUUCGCGAUUAAUAAUAGACGCACAAAUAGGCAAAUUGCAUCAGAAAUUUUCUCGCAGUAUUUGUGGAAAUAACACCGAAGUGUCUUACAGGAUACCGUUAACUUCGUUGACCAUAAAAGCUGUUCAAAUCACUCGUCAACCUCUGACAUUUAGUAGCACUUGGAAAAUACAACCAUGUGGCGGAAUAAUACAUGUUACAAAACAGUCGAAAGAUAUUUUAAAUAUACCCAAGUCAUUUGACGAUACCUUGGACUGCGGAUGGAUUAUUGUCGCUCCCAUCGGCGAAAAAACAGAGACAAAAGUAGAAGGUACCUUUAACUACGAUUGUUCCGAUGAAUUUAUAACUAUAAACCACGGUUUAGCACAAUCUGGAUCUACUUUAGAGUACUGUAAGGAUAAAUUACUUGAAAAUGCACUAAUCACAACCUUUAAAUACACAUACGUUCAGUAUCACUCCAAACCCCAACGAUCUGCGAAUGUAAAACUUGUAGCUAAAAUAUCAAGCGAUGAAUGUGGAGGUUAUCUAAGCGGAUACGACCGGGUGUUUUCUUCUCCUAAUUACCCUAAUAGCUAUCCAGCUAAUGUGGAAUGUACAUGGAUAAUUCAGGCCUCUGUAGGCUACAGAGUAUCACUUUCGUUCGUGCAACGGUUCGUCAUUGAGGAUACGACAAACUGCACUAAGGAUGUAGUUAUUAUUUAUGAUUGGAAAAACGAAGCAUACAAUGAAGUUGCAAAGUUAUGUGGACGACAGAUUCCAGCAGUAUUCAAUUCGACUUCAACUCGAAUGAAAGUAGUUUUCCGUACUGAUGCAAAUACUAAUCUCGAUGGCUUUAUGGCGCAAUGGUCCCAGAUUUGCGGCGGACAGUUUAUAGCCACGGAAAAAGAACAAUUUAUUUACAGUCCAGGUUAUGGAAGCAAUUAUGAUCCACUACUCGAAUGCUUCUACGAAAUAAAAGCGCCUAAUCAAAAAGUUACGGUAAAGUUUUUAGAUUUUGCGCUCGAAGGAUUUUACCCUGAGUGUAAAUUUGAUAACGUAACUAUUGGUCUGAAGCGUGAAUAUGAAAUUAUGCUUAAGAUAUUUUGUGGAAAACACCUGCCAACUAACAUGGAAAGUUUUGAGGAAGUAACGAUUAAUUUCAAAACAGACGCAAUCGGCCAAGAUAAAGGAUUUAAGCUUUCCUAUUCAAUUUAUACGUGUGGAAGAAAUAUAACUGAGCCUGCAAUUAUUAAGUCAUCAGAAUCAAGUGAAUACUAUAAUAACAUGAAUUGUACGUGGACAAUUCAAGCGCCACAAAAUAAACAUGUAAUCGUUAAGUUUUCAUACAUUGACCUGGAAAGUCACAUAUCCUGUUAUAAUGACUAUGUUGCCGUAUUUGAUGGAUCCAAAAUAGAAGAGGAUAAACGGUUAGCUCUCUUAUGUGGAAACAUUACGUCUCCUACAGUGAUAAAAAGUAAAAGCAAUAAUGCAAUAGUACAAUUUGUGUCAGAUGAAUUUUUGAAUUAUAGAGGCUUUAGGGCUCAAAUCGCUUUUAGCUAUGGCGAAUCCGUGGGAUGCGGUGGUACCAUCAAUUUACUUUCAGUUAGCCAGUAUACAUUGAAGUCUCCACUAAUAGGGAAAGCGUUUGUGUAUGAAAACUAUUUAGAUUGCCACUGGACUGUAACUGCUCCAGAAGAUCGCGUGAUUAGGUUGACAUUUACUGCUUUUCAUGUAUCACCUUGUGUGAAUGUUAAUCAAACAGCUGUUGGAAUUAAUAAAUGUGACUGCGAUUUUGUCGAAGUCAAAGACGGGCUCAGCCCCGAUAGCUUGGAAAUUGGUAAAUAUUGUGGUCAUACUUUACCACCCGAUAUAGUUUCCUCUGACAAUCUAAUGGCCAUUCGUUUGUACACUGACGGCGAGAUCGUGAGCUCAGGUUUUGAGAUUACUUUAAGAGUUGAUACUGCGAUAUGUGCUCACUCUGAAUUUAUGCUCAAUUAUACGACUCAGAUUAUUCGUACACCCGGUUUCGAAAAUGGUGCCAUUCCUCGAGGUUUGCACUGUAUAUAUAAUUUUAAAGGUAGGUCAUACGAUUACAUACGGUUACGAAUACAAUCACUAGAUUUACAAUCGGGAACAGGCAAGAACUGCGACAAAGACAAAUUAAUCAUUAGGAGCUUUCCGGAAACUCGCAACAUGACACUGGGAAGUAAUUACGUUCUCAAUAGAUACAGUGAUAACUUUUUUAUGCAUUCGAAUAUCUACGACCCAACAUUGAGUUUCCCAGAGCAUUUUACUUUAUGUGGUGCGAGUCAUUCUCUAGAUUUACAUUUCACAGGAAGUGUCAGUUUAAAUCUGAUAACUUCUCCUGAAUCUCCAUCGACACAUAAAGGUGUUGAAAUUGAGGCAUCGCUAGUUGGUUUCUGUGGUCGAAAUUACACAGAAGCAUUCGGUCGAAUACAGACUACGUACAUUGAUAAUGUCGAAACGAAAUUUACUGAUUGCUAUACAUUGAUAACUGCUCCAGAAGACUAUACAAUAUCUAUAUAUUUUAAUACAGUGUAUCCAGUUUAUUACGAUAAUAACGCCUACUUGGAGAUAUUGGACGGUGACAAAUCAACGUCUCCGGUUCUGUUGAAAAUAGGUGCUGAAUAUGAGCAAAGAUCGGUGUUUUCAACAGGUAGGUAUUUACUGAUGCAUAACCAUAUUCAUGAGGCUGAUCAAACUCUAUACGAUUUGAAUUAUGUUGUGACUAACAAAGGACGCGGUUGCGGAGGUAAACUUGUUAACGAAUUGGGAAGGAUCACGAGUCCUUUGUAUCCUGAUACAUACAGGAAACGGUCGAGUUGUGAAUGGGAACUGGAAACACCGAUAGGUACUCGUUUAUUGUUGCAUUUCAGUGAAUUCGAUUUAGGCAGAAUGUGUGAUCAGAACUAUUUAAGCCUAGUUGAUAGAAGUGGUAGUGUUAUAUCAACAUAUUGUUCAGAUACACCAGCCGACUACACUAGCGAGGAUAAUUACGUAAAAGUGGUUUUUGACACCUCGAUGAACAAUGGUGGUACAGGUUGGGUAGCAGAUUUCAUUGGAAUAUUGUAG
Molecule: messenger RNA, 11025 nt
Organism: Leptosia nina
Lineage: Eukaryota; Metazoa; Arthropoda; Insecta; Lepidoptera; Pieridae
Source: the annotation of a GenBank genome assembly